CCCGUCCCGUCCCGGCAGCCCCCGCGCCGCCGGGAUUUGAAGAUGAAGUGCCCCGCGGCCGCCGCGCUCCUGCCCGCCGAGUGGCAGCUCUACCUGAGCGAGGCCCGCCUGGCCACCUACCGCAGCUGGCCCUUCACCGAGGGCUGCGCCUGCACCCCGGAGCGGAUGGCAGAAGCCGGAUUCGUCCACUGCCCCAGCGAGAAUGGGCCUGAUGUGGUUCAGUGCUUCUUCUGCUUCAAGGAGCUGGAAGGCUGGGAGCCUGAGGAUGACCCCAUGGAUGAGCACAGGAAACACUCCUCUGGCUGCGCUUUUCUCUCCCUCCGUAAGAACCCUGUUGACCUGACACUGCAGGAGUUCCUGAAACUGGACAAGGAACGAACAAGAAACGUGAUUAAAAAGCAAAUCUCUCAGAAAGUGACGGAGUUUAAGGAAGAAUCAGAGCGUGCACGUCGUGAUAUUGAGAAGCUGGUCUCCUAGGCCCCUGCGACUUGCCUGUGUGCAGUGUUUGACUUGUAUAUAUGUUCUCUAGAGUUGCCUCUUUGUGCCUGCGUGGUGCUCGUAGCUCACGUCCCUUUCAUGCAAGGAUCAAAGGGAUGUAUACUUAGAAACAAAGGGGGAGAUUUUCAAAAUCAUCUAAGGCAUUUAGGACUGCAACUACCAUUGAUGUUUGUGUUCCUAAAUCUCUUACAUGACUCUGCAAACCUCCUUUGAAAUUAUUUUGUCUCAUGUUGACAAAUAAAUGUCUCAAGGAAACAACGCACAAUGAUUUAUUUAACUGCUCAAACUGAGUAUUCUCUAGUGAAGUGUAUCAAUCUCUCCUAUUAGAAUAGUUCACAUGCAUUCUUUUUAUUUUAAAAUGUAAGUUAAUCACAGUAACUGCUGUCUUAAGGGCACCACUGCAAAAGUGGUGAAUGAUCCAUUUAAGAUAUUUCCAACAGCACCCUAAUCUUUAAGGCACAAUUACUCUCCUUGGGCUCAAUCCUGUAGUUCUUACAAGUAUAAGAAGAUUACUUAUGAUUUUGCUAUCAAAAGGUGUCAGCUACUUGCUUGAUUCAAAGUCCCUUAGUCAGUUUAAAAAAAAAAAUGCAUCAUCAAGGCGUGCUGUCUUUUAAAAACCAAAAAAACCCACUUUCUUCCUCACACACACACACAUACACACAGCAUCCAGCUCUGCCUUGGAUAAGAAAGCUCCAAUCAAGCCAUGGCCAGACUGAUAUUCUUGGGCUUGGUCAGUUUGUCCAGCAUUCCCUGUCCAAGUUUACUAGCAAACAAUGAAAUUAUUUCUUCAUUCCCAGUCUUCAGUGCCAAGUCAUAUGCUGAUAAGCCUUUUCCAUUCUUCUUUUUAAUGUUUGCAUUACAGCUGUAAAUAAAGAACAGGCUGCUUAAGCUAAUUUAGAAA
Molecule: messenger RNA, 1399 nt
Organism: Caretta caretta (loggerhead turtle)
Lineage: Eukaryota; Metazoa; Chordata; Testudines; Cheloniidae
Gene: BIRC5
Product: baculoviral IAP repeat containing 5
Source: RefSeq, a predicted model, not a curated record